This is a messenger RNA of Acromyrmex echinatior (Panamanian leafcutter ant), 2478 nucleotides long. RefSeq names its product nucleostemin 3 (gene Ns3). Gene Ontology annotation, molecular function: GTP binding; GTPase activity. Gene Ontology annotation, biological process: ribosomal subunit export from nucleus. NCBI's taxonomy places the organism in Eukaryota, Metazoa, Arthropoda, Insecta, Hymenoptera, Formicidae. The record is from RefSeq and is a predicted model, not a curated record. Gene Ontology annotation, cellular component: cytosol.
AUUCUAAUGUCACAAUUAUCCUGAUUGAAUUUAUAUCGAUUUUCUCUUGAUCUUGUAUAAUAUGCAAAUGUAAUACAGCGAAUAUCGAAUCAUGAUGAAAUUUUGAACGGAAACAGGAUAUUAGAGAUCGAAACCGAUAAUGAUAAUGAUUCAAUGAGUUUAAUGUUUCAUAUUGUAAAUUCGUGUUUUUAUAGUUGCACUUAAAAAUAUUAAAAUACAUUUUCUCUAUAUCUCAAUUUUAUCGGAACACGAAUUCGAUCUAUUUCGAUCUCUGAAUUAUGUUCCUCAUUAUAUAGGGACAUUUUGAAUUGUAACAUGAUGUAUCCAUCGAUUUAUUUCAAGAAACGUACAUAAUUUGCGUUAUUUAUUAAUUAUCAAUAAAUUGCAUUCUUUUAAUAAUAACUUGAUCGUUGAGAGAGGCUUGAUUCUUUUUUAUGUAGUGGUAGAACUACAUAAAUCCUUCGUGUGAGGCGAGGUUAUAUAGUUCGCAAAACUUAACCUUCAAGUUGCAGAUAUUGCAGAGUCACAUACUGUUUUUGCAACGGAUAAAUAUUAUCUAACAAAAAAAAGAUGGGCAAGAAAGGCAAAGGAGGAGGUGGUAAUUUAGGAAAAUCUUUAAUUAGGGAUCGAUUUGGAUCUACGAAAAUUAAGAGGAACAACAAUGAGUGGCUUCACACUACAGAAAUCAAUGACGGUUACGAUUGGGGUCGACUCAAUUUGCAAUCAGUUACAGAGGAGAACUCGUUUCAAGAGUUUCUGUCGACUGCUGAACUUGCAGGAACCGAGUUUACUGCAGAGAAAUUAAAUAUUAAAUUUGUGAAUCCCAGUAGUAGUGGUUUGCUUUCAAAGAAUGAAAAGGAGAAAAUAUUAGAAAUACAAGAAAGAAACAAGGGUCUUGUUAAGAUACCUAGAAGACCCAAGUGGAACACCUUAAGUGCUCAGGAAUUACACACUCUUGAGAAAGAGGCAUUCUUAGAAUGGAGACGCAAUUUGGCCAAGUUACAAGAAGUGGAAGGAUUGAUAUUGACACCUUAUGAGAGAAAUUUAGAGUUUUGGCGACAAUUGUGGAGAGUAAUAGAACGCAGCGACGUGAUUGUACAAAUCGUAGAUGCACGCAAUCCAUUGCUCUUUCGCUGUGAAGAUUUGGAACAUUAUGUUAAAGAAAUAAAUUCUGACAAAUUAAAUAUGAUUCUUCUUAAUAAAGCAGACUUUUUAACGGAUGAGCAAAGAGAGACAUGGGCAAAAUAUUUUACAGACUUAAAUAUACGAGUGGCCUUUUUUUCUGCCACAUUAGCUGCAGAAAAACAAUCAAUAAAAGAAGAAGAAGAAGAUGAAGAUGCAAAAUCGAUAGAUAAAAAUGACGAUGAUGAUGAUUGUUUGAAUAAAAAGGAUGAAAGUAGUACUGAUGAGUGGAACUCUGAAUUUGCUUCGGAAUCAGAGUAUGAAAGCGCAGAAAAUAGUAUCAUUGACAAUGAUACAUCUACUGUAUCUAAUAUAGAAAUUGAUAAUGACAAACAAAUGGAAACUCAAUGUGCAAUGGAGAACUUAAACAUCUCUAUGAUAGAGGAAGACAAAACAAGAGAAAUAGUUAAUUCAUCGAAAUUAUUAAAUAGGAAUGAUCUCGUAGAAUUAUUUAAAACAAUUUUUGCGGGUAACAAAACCUAUACAGAUGGAGUGACAACAAUUGGUUUGGUAGGAUAUCCGAACGUUGGAAAAAGUUCUACUAUCAAUGCUUUGCUCAUGGAUAAAAAGGUUUCGGUGUCUGCCACGCCGGGCAAAACUAAGCAUUUUCAAACUUUGUAUUUAGACAAGGAUUUAUUAUUAUGUGAUUGCCCAGGUUUGGUGAUGCCAAGUUUUCUUUGUACAAAAGCGGAGAUGAUCUUAAAUGGCAUACUGCCGAUUGAUCAGAUGCGAGAUCAUGUACCAGCAAUUACAUUGCUGGCUACAUUGAUACCUAGGUACAUUCUAGAAGAUCUUUAUGGUUUUAUGUUACCUAUACCAUCCGAGGGAGAAAACUCAAAUCGUGCUCCAACUGCAGAGGAGCUUUUAAAUGCACACGGUUAUAAUAGAGGUUUUAUGACGCAGAACGGUCAACCAGAUAAUCCACGUUCAGCCAGAUACGUUUUGAAAGAUUUCGUUAAUGGUAAAUUGCUAUACUGCGUUGCACCGCCAACGUUUGACCAAGAGCGCUUUCACACGUUUCCACCGCGACGUCGUAAUAUAUCCAUGAAUAAACACGUACCACCCCGAACGAUUCGCAUAAAUGAAGGAUGUCGAGUAACGGUCAACGCUGUAGAUCGGAAAUUUUUCCAAGAUACACACAUUAAGAAGAUUCGCGAACCUGUGCUGCAAAACUCUACAAUGUAAUGUCAAAAUGUUGACUUUAUUUAAGUAGUCUCUCUUAUAUAAUAGUGUGACAAUAUAAUCAAAUAAUCUAUUAAAAUGUGUUCGAAUUCUAAUCAAGUGACUUUGUCAUAC